AUGUCUACCACCGGAGAACAACAGUCUAGUUCGUCCGGAGCCCUUGUCUCAACGUCGUCGUCAACGACGGUGUCACAAUACACUCUGUCCAGUUCCGACAACCCGGGUACGGUGAUCUCCUCUGUUCUGUUGAACGGAGAAAAUUACAAUGAGUGGUCUGAAGAGAUGUUGAAUGCUCUCCAAGCCAAGCGAAAAACUGGUUUCAUUGAUGGGUCUAUCACGAAACCUUCAAACGAUGAUCUUAACUUCGAAAAUUGGAAGACGGUAAAUUCAAUGAUUGUAGGUUGGAUUCAAGCCUCGAUCGAGCCCAAGGUGAAAUCAACUGUUAUGUUUAUCUCCGAUGCUAAUCUUUUGUGGGAUGAACUGCGACAACGGUUUUCAGUCAGUAACAACGUUCGUGUUCAUCAUAUCAAGGCUCCGCUUGCCUCAUGCCGUCAAGAGGUACAGGCGGUGAUCGACUAUUAUGUAUUUCCUCAUGGUUCACUCAUGUCUGCACUAGUCAAAGAACGAGACGAUGAAAAGUUUCAUCAAUUUGUCAUGGGACUUGAUGAUUCACGUUUUGGUGGGAUUUGUACAAGUCUGAUUAAUAUGGAUCCACUCCCGUCUCUCGGUGUUGCCUACUCCAAAGUAAUACGCGAAAAACAGAGACUUGCUUCUUCACGACAUCAGGAACAACGGCAGAAGGCUGUGGGUUUUGUCACACGUCGCGAGUUGGUUUCUCCAUCCAUAGCCACUGAGAAUCAACCUGUGAAUCAUGUGGAGUCCACUAUUGUCAGGUCUCGUCCUGUGCUGUGCUCACAAUGUGGUCAUCAUAAUGGUGUUGUUCGUGGCUCUGGUGGUCGUGGUUGCGGUGGUCGAGGCGCUGGACGUGGCAGAGGACAGAUAGCUACAGCAUAUGCAACAAGUUCCAAUCCUUCAGCGCUUCCAGAAUUCACACUAGACCAGCUUCGUGCCCUGUCUCAACUACUUCAAGAAAGAACCUCUACUAAUAGUUCUGGUAAGCCAAAGUUUGGCGAUAUUAUCCUUGAUACAUGGGCGUCCCAUCAUAUGACUGGGAACCUUACAUCCUUGACUAACGUUGGUCCUAUUUCACCUUGUUCGGACCGUUUUUCGAGGACUUUGAUUGGAAGAGGUGAAGAACGUGAUGGGGUUUACUAUCUGACGGAUGUUGCAACUGCAAAGAUUCACACAGUUAAUGUCUCUUCUGAUCAAGCUUUGUGGCAUCAACGGUUUGGUCAUCCAAGUUCUUCGGUGCUUUCGGUUUUGCCUAUGGUUUUUGUUUCUGGUUCUUCUAAUAGUUCUUUGUCUUGUGACUUUGGCAUGAUAGUCAAGACAGUUUGUAGUGACAAUGGGACAGCAUUUAUGUGUCUUUCCUCCUAUUUCCAGCAGCAAGGCAUUGUUCAUCAAACCUCUUAUGUCGGUACUCCGCAGCAAAAUGGACGUGUUGAGAGGAAACACCGACACAUACUUAAUGUCGCCCGCACGUUAUUAUUCCAGGCAAGCUUACCGAUUAAGUUUUGGGGAGAGGCUGUUAUGAUCGCUGCAUAUUUGAUUAAUCGCACUCCCACACCUCUUCAUAACAAUCGUUCACCAUACGAAGUACUCCAUGGCACCAAACCUGCUUAUGAUCAGUUGCGUGUCUUUGGCUCGGCUUGCUACACACAUCAGUUAUCUCGUGACAAGGACAAGUUUGGAUCUCAAAGUCGCCUUUGCGUGUUUGUUGGUUAUCCUUUUGGCCAAAAAGAGGUGUCUUCUUCUCCGGCCCUUUCUGCUCCUCUCGUGACUGAUUCUGAUUGGUGUCUCCCUAUGGUUGUACCAGACAGGGGGAGUACUGGGACUCCUACUCCUGUUGCGUGUGAAGAUCAUAAUGUCUCCUCUGUUUUACCAUCGAGUGUGCCGGUUGCUUCUUGA
Molecule: messenger RNA, 1911 nt
Organism: Camelina sativa (false flax)
Lineage: Eukaryota; Viridiplantae; Streptophyta; Magnoliopsida; Brassicales; Brassicaceae
Source: RefSeq, a predicted model, not a curated record